This is a messenger RNA of Ictalurus punctatus (channel catfish), 2401 nucleotides long. RefSeq names its product ALG10 alpha-1,2-mannosyltransferase (gene alg10). The transcript has 3 exons. Gene Ontology annotation, cellular component: endoplasmic reticulum. Gene Ontology annotation, biological process: dolichol-linked oligosaccharide biosynthetic process; protein N-linked glycosylation. Gene Ontology annotation, molecular function: dolichyl pyrophosphate Glc2Man9GlcNAc2 alpha-1,2-glucosyltransferase activity. The coding region runs from base 160 to 1572 and encodes 470 amino acids. Lineage: Eukaryota; Metazoa; Chordata; Actinopteri; Siluriformes; Ictaluridae. The record is from RefSeq and is a predicted model, not a curated record.
AACCCUCAACCCGCCCUAGCCCCAGCCAAGUAGAAGGCAGUUUCAGUACAACAUGGUUGCAGCGAUUUUGUAGUUAAAGUAGUGAACGCUAAUGUUAUUGUGUUGUUAUUUUAUUCGCCUUGUGACACAGGUUCUCAAAUAUAUAAAUAUAUAUUUUAAAUGAUAAUGGAGAGGUUUGAAGGCUACAUCUUCCCUGUUGUUUGUAGCACAAAUUUUUUUAUAUCAUGUCUUCUUUUUUCUAAAAUCACUCGGGAGCAAAGAGAGUCGUACAUGGACGAAAUCUUUCAUGUUCCACAAGCUCAGAAAUACUGUGAAGGGAAAUUUACCGAGUGGGACCCUAUGAUCACCACGCUGCCUGGUCUGUACCUGCUGUCGGUUGGAGUGAUUAAACCGGUCAUGUGGUUGGUGGGUUGGACAGGAACAGCCAUGUGCUCCACUGCCAUGCUGCGAUUCAUCAAUGUGCUUUUCAACUGUGGCAACCUCUACAUCCUCUAUCUCCUCAUCUGCAGAAUACACCCCAAGGACAAGUCUCGUGCGACCGGACGGCGUGUGCUCUCUGCCAUAUCUCUGUCCUCCUUCCCAGUGCUCUACUUCUUCACGUUCCUCUACUACACAGAUGCCGGCUCCACCUUCUUCACUCUCUUUGCCUACCUCAUGUGUCUGUACAGGUGCCACAAAGCUUCAGCUCUCCUGGGCAUCUGCUCCAUCUUGUUCCGCCAGACCAACAUCAUCUGGGUGGCUUUCUGUGCCGGGACGGUCGUGGCUCAGAAAAUGGACGAGGCCUGGAGGGUGGACCAGUCGAAAAAGAAGGAUGAGAAAUCGGCAUCGCAGAUCUCAUUGCAGAGAUUAGCGCACUUUUUACCGAAAUACCUCACAUCUCCGGUCAACAUAAAGAGUGUGCUUUUAUCAACCUGGCCUUACGGUGUAGUUGCUUUGGGCUUUAUCGUCUUUGUGGUGUUGAAUGCUGGGAUUGUGGUUGGGGACAGGAGCAAUCAUGAAGCCUGCCUUAACGCACCUCAGCUGUUUUAUUUCUUCUCCUUCACGUUGAUCUUCUCCCUUCCUAUAUCCCUUUGUUACCACAGGCUUGUCAGAUUUGUGCAGUCUCUCCAGAGGCAUCCUUUCCUCUUUCUCCUGAUCACAGUUUUGUCUGUUAUCCUGGUCUGGAAAUUCACUUUUGUCCACCAGUACCUAUUAGCGGAUAACAGGCAUUUUCCCUUCUAUGUGUGGAAGAGAAUUUUCCAGAAGCACGAGCUGGUUCGCUUCCUCCUGGUUCCCGCGUAUGUGUUUGCAGCCUGGAGCUUUAUGGACACUCUGAAUUCCAAGUCGGCAUUUUGGAUCUUGGCGUUUUGCGUAUGUCUGGUGGCCGCUACGGUUCCUCAGAAGCUUCUCGAAUUCCGGUAUUUUAUCCUGCCGUAUCUGCUAUACCGCAUCCACGUCCCUCUUUCAUCCCUCCCCAGACUGCUGCUUGAGUUCGCUCUGUAUGCGGCGGUCAACGCGGCGACGAUCUACAUCUUCAUCCAGAAGACGUUCCAGUGGCCCGAUAGCCCUGCAGUGCAGAGAUUCAUGUGGUGACAUGGGACCUCUAUAAUCUUUUCACUUUUUUUAUUAAAAAAAAACAAAGUAAAUGUGAUCAUAGUUCUUAUUUCUUACUUCCUGCUUUGAACACCUUCUUACUCUACUGCUUAUUCAUAUCAGUGAACACGAACAUUAUCGGGGUUAUGUUUACUGUACAGCGUGUCUGUGUUUGCUGUGUCUUUUGAGUUGUCACUUGUCUGCCAUGUGCAUAUAUUAGUAUGCCAAAUUAAAGGUUCAAGAUGGAGCUGGGCGAUAAAUGAAAUUUCUGCAUAUGUCGACAUUUGUACAAAAUCUGGCAUUGUUAAUAGCAGUGCAGCUGCCACGAAACUUUCACCUUUCAAGCACAUUGUCUCUCUUGUUGUCUAAGUCUUUGUGUGGUAGCCAAUCCGAGCGUGGGCAGAAACCAAUGAAAAUAGAAAAGAGACAGAGCUUGUGGACUGAACCAUCUGCUGAUUAUGUUUAACUUAUGUCCAACAUGACUAUCUUGAAAAAAAGGACAUUUUUCUACAGAAUUUUUAUCUCAAUCAAAUAUUUCUUGCCCAGCUCUAGUUGACUGUCGUAUCUUAUACUAAAAUAACGAUGCUCCCGUGUUUGUUCCACAUGACUUUCACAUAGUUCAGUCCCAUUGCAUCAGGUUGCUGUUGUCUCCAAAUUUAGAUUGAACUCAAGGUUUAAGCCAUGUGUCUGUUGAUAAAAGAAAUCAAUCACAUUAGUCGUAGUUCCUGUAUGUUUUCAAUUACCUUUAUUUAUGAAAGGUACUUGUUUUCUGUAAUUGCUCUGCUGGAGUGUUCCAGUGUUCAGACGCAAUAAAAAUACCGAUUAUGUA